This is a messenger RNA of Silurus meridionalis, 1138 nucleotides long. It is a transcript of the gene pvalb6, whose product is annotated as parvalbumin 6. NCBI's taxonomy places the organism in Eukaryota, Metazoa, Chordata, Actinopteri, Siluriformes, Siluridae. Bases 274 to 603 code for a protein of 109 amino acids. Gene Ontology annotation, molecular function: calcium ion binding. The record is from RefSeq and is a predicted model, not a curated record. Gene Ontology annotation, cellular component: nucleus; cytoplasm. The transcript is spliced from 5 exons.
CUUUAGCUUUCUCUACACUCUCUCCCUUCAUCUCACCUCCAACUAGUCAGUGCUCCCUCUCCUUUCUGCUCUCUCCCUCUGUCUCUCUUUCUUUCUCUAUAUUCUCUGUGUUUCCCUCUCUCCCAGUCUUUCUCUCCCUCUCUCUCUCUCUCUCUCUCUGUCUCCUUAGUCGGUGUGCUUUGUCUCCCAGCCACUCAGCUACUCUAGUCAAGCCUAUCCAGCUGCUCUACUCAAGCCAGGACCCGCUGUCAACACUCAACACCAGCUGCAAAAAUGGCCAUGAGCAGCAUUCUGAACACUGAUGACAUUAAGAAAGCUCUGGAUGCAUUCAAAGCUGCAGACUCAUUUGACCAUAAGAAGUUCUUUGAGAUGGUAGGGUUGAAGGCAAAGUCAGCUGAUGAUGUGAAGAAGGCCUUCCACGUACUGGAUGCAGACAACAGCGGCUUUAUAGAGGAAGAAGAGCUAAAAUUUGUGCUGAAGGGCUUUGCAACCAGUGGAAGAGAUCUCACUGAUAAAGAGACCAAAGCCUUCUUAAAGGCAGCUGAUAAGGAUGGAGAUGGCAAGAUUGGAGUGGAAGAGUUUACUGCUCUUGUCCAUGAGUAAACAACACUGUCCAGGCCAUGCCAUACCCUAAUGACUACUGACACACACUCCACCACCAAAUCAAUCUCUCUUUCUCACACACACACACACACACACACACACACACACACACACACACACACACACACACACACACACACACACAUAUGCCAAUACAUUUCCAUUCACCUCCUAACAAUCAUGCUAUUUAUUUAUUUUUUCGUUUUUUUAUACAAAUGUGUGUUUGUGUUAGUGUACAGAUGAAGACGUGCAAACCUUCAUUUUGAAAUUGUGUACAGUAGAUUACUUUAAGAGAAACAGCCCACCCCCUUCAACUGUAUUAUUCUGCAUUCCCUUUCUCUUUUUCCCUUUCUCCCGCUAUCAUUUGGUCGAUUGCUCUUUUCCCAACUCUUUGGCAUCGCUUUGCCCUUGUCCUGUCUUCAUCUCACUCUCUCUUCUCUCUGGUACAGAGCCGCUGAGAAAUACACCAAAUAAAGGUCAAACUGUGAACGAAUAUGAAUAAAUAAAACAAGACAAUAUGCCUCGAGGGCUUGGU